GAACAUUACGCUACGGUUUGCAUAAUGGCAGAUGUCUUGUCACUCUUGCGAGAAUAUCAUCUCAGUGGAAAGCCUAUUGUUGAAACACAAAGUGAAGUCAUAUUCGGAGACUUCGCUUGGCCUAAGACUACUAAGACGAACUUCCUAGUAUGGGGGUCGGGAAAGGAAGGUACUCCAAAAGAUUAUUAUACGUUGGAUUGUGUUGUGCAUCUACUAAAGCAUAUUGAUUUGCCCCAUACUCAGUAUGUGCGACAAGCAGCAGUAAGAAGUUUUCCCGUUUGGGCGGUAAUAAUUGUUUCCAGAGUGCUGGUCUUCCAGUCGUACGACUUCCAGAUCGACGUGAUCUUUUAGCGUACCUAAAGGGUGAAGCGAAUACUGCACCAAAUAUUGAUAGAGCUGCACCAGUAGAUAUCUCUUUACGUCGGGCUGUAGCCAAGCAUGUUGAUAAUCACCUGCAUAUCCGAAGAGAUGCAAGUGAUUUACUGGGUCCAGAUGGUUUCAGUAUCGAUGCUGAUUCCAAACGAAUGCGACUCUCAAACAACGUUGAAGGUCUGGACGAAAGUAUGUUAGGUAGAGAGUCACAAGCUCGACUGAAAUCUGCGGUGCUUGAUGAUGAGGCGAUAGCACGUGAUAAACGUGACUUGGCUGCUAAACUGGAGAGCUCUUUUGGCAACCGUUCCUCUAGUUUUAUUCAACCUGACCAAGUUAAAUCAAGCACAUUACCCGAAGCCGUCCCAUUAGACAAAAUUCAGUCUUGGCGGGCUAAAUUUCGUGCAAUUCAACAACAAAGAAUCAAGACAGGUGAUACAGACCAGGCACUGGAAGUUCCUGUAACGAAUUAUUCUGGUCAGGAAGGAGAUGUCGGUUUAUCUACUCUAUCAUCCUUGGAUGCUCGAGAUUCUCGGGUUGGUCUUCAUAGUAUUGUACCCGGAGGUGAAUCUCAGUCCAUUAUCCGUAUUGACGAUAGUACUCAUGGUCAGUUAUAUUCCGGUAGCACUUUGCUCAGAGCUUCACUUAUGGCAGAUGAAGCACCAGUACGCGCAAUUGUAGCUCGUGAGCGUCGUUGGCGGACUCGUGUUUCAGUUUUGCAAAGUCAAGGCAAAACAUUCUACGAAAACAUUGUUUUGGGGAUUUUGCGGAAUGUAAUUUUAAAAGAAGACUCCCAUGCUGCUCCCGAUGCAAAAGCUGUUGGAAAGUUUGGCUUUAUUUCUACUAAUGCCCAACCAACCCUUUUUCCCCAACCAUUGGCUGUUGGGACUUACUAUUCUAAGCCUAAUGGCACCACGAAUUAUACGAACACUGGAUCAGCUAUGGCACUAAGUACUGGUCAACAUAUGUCGGUCUCCAACUCCACUGCUCAACAUCACUCACAGAUGCAUUAUUCAAGAUAUGAUCAAGAGCGUUUUGCUGGUGGUCGUGAGGAGACUGCUGGUUUUCGUAUUGAUACUAUGGGUACAUAUCAUGGAAAGGCUUUGGCAUCAAUGGUUUCUGUUGGUACACCUAAAUCUAAUCAAGACAAUUCUGUUGCUAGUGCAAAUACUGUCUGUACUCCAGGAACUACUUCUAGAUCAAUGGGAAAUGAAACUCCGAGUAUUCCUUAUGAACCACAACCACUUAGAGACCCUCGCGGUAUCAGUUCUGGCAUUCCCUUGACACCCAGUACGACUCCUGAUCCAUAUCGUGGCUUACGUUCCACCGCUGAUGCACGCCUUUCUGCUAGAACGAAAAUGAGAUCAUCUCGUAUCCCGAUUAUCAUUAUUCCUGCAGCACCAACCAGUUUGAUUACAAUGUAUAAUGCUAGGGAUAUUUUAGAGGAUUUACGGUUCAUUAAAUCCCAAGAGAAACAAGCAUCCGGUAUGCGUCGAGAAAACGAGAUACUUAUUCAGCGUCACAAAUCUGAUGGUCGAACAGUGCCUUAUCGUGUGGUUGAUCAACCAAAUAAAUUACUCUUAGAUGAAUGGAAUCGUGUUGUAGCUGUUUUUGUUCAAGGUCAAGCUUGGCAAUUUAAAGGUUGGCCAAUCAGUUCCGACCCAGCAGUAAUUUUUUCUCAAAGUAAUAAUUUUAAUGUUGAUUUUUCUAAAUUUGCAUUGGUAGUUUCAUUCAUUUUUACAGGAGCUCAUAUACUGAUUUAAUUUGUCGUAUCAUUAAAAUAAAAGGUAAUGAGCGGAUUACUGUGUCAAGUAUUAAACUUCCUUUAUUUCAAUGUAAGUUUUUACUCUAUGAUCACUAAGCUUGGCUGCCUAACUAUCGAAAAUUUCAGCAUGAACCCCUUCAGAUCGAUUCCGCGGUUCACUGAUUCUUACAUAAUCUAUUUGAGAAUCGAUCUCUCUUUGUACUAUAGUAAUUAACCGUCGGGUCAUUAGUUUUUGUUUUAUUCUGUCCGUAUACUUGCUACAAGUUAACUGUGAACUAAAUGUUGCAAAUCAGAAAGUUCUUAAUAUCCCAUAUUUCUUCAAUAUUCAAAUUAUUCACUUAAGUAAACAAUUUUUUACUGUACAACCAAGCUAUUUACACUACAUUUAUGCCUUUUACAUUCUCUCCUCAUACUUUUAUCAUAUUAUAAAAUAUCCUUGCCCAUUAGUUUCCAACAGUACUGGAAUCUAACACAGCUUCAAUGACCAAUAGUGUGUUAACGAUCCAUAAAUACAAUUUUUAGUAGGAAGAAAUUAAAUAUAUAUUGGUGUUAACCAUUGUUUUCAUUUAUUUGACUUUGAUAUCCAACUGUAUUAAUUCUAUGUAGUAACUGUUCAGUUUAUCAAUUUCAUCAUUGAUUAAAAUCUAUAUGUAAUGAAAUGAAUUCAUAUUUGUACUAAUCUGGGAUUUCCUAUCAAUGAUAGUUCUAGAGAAGCUUGGACUUUCGUUUCUAGUUAGUGGAAAAGGAAAAAGAGAGUAGUGAAAUCGGAGUUAGAAAUUAUUCGCUAAGUGCACAGACGUAUCCUAGUGAUUUGUUACAGAAACGUGUUAUACUUUUUGCGUUAUUAGUUGUUAGAGUAUCAUGUUGCUUACUAUUACCGAACCAAUUCGGACAUCUCCCAUCAUAUAAAAUCUUGAAUCAGGGAUCCAAUCCUAAAGUAAUCACGUGUCACUUUCGCCACACUACUACUACUAUUACAAGUUUUACAGCCGAGUGUUGAUUGACUCUUAUCUUGUAAUGUUUUUUCCUGUUUUCUAAAGUCAAAGGUUUUCAUUUGAAGUACACUAAUAUGCCAUUAGAUCCGAAUGUAGCCAAAUGGAAUGUACGUGUUAUUGAUCUGGAUCAACGGAGACAUCUAGACAAGGCAAAUUUCCAACAAAUUUGGGAUCAAUUAGAUAAGCAUAUUGCUAGAAAUAAGCCAUUUUUACGGUCUUAGGAAAAUAAAUGAAAAUUACCCUUUUUGUACAAAAGAAAUUCAUUUGUUUUAUUAUUUUUGAUUUGAAUUGUAAAAUAAAUUGCAUAGUGAUGUU
Schistosoma spindalis is the source of this 3444-nucleotide messenger RNA. Lineage: Eukaryota; Metazoa; Platyhelminthes; Trematoda; Strigeidida; Schistosomatidae. The record is from the annotation of a GenBank genome assembly.